CUAUCCUGGACUCCUGGGCGGCCGUAGUGGCGUCGCUGUUCCUCGCACUAGCUAGAGCAAAGCAACAUUCCGAUUCUUGUUAUAGACCAUGGCCAAUGGGAUGCGUCUACUGAGCUAUCGUCAGCUCUCUUACCCUUGGCUUGGCAUAGAAUGCUCGAAGACUCGAAGGAGUCUCAAGGGUGGAAGCCUGGAAGGAUCUCGACAACGGGGUUUGACAGGGUUCAUGGCCAGUCAUCUUCUGCCAUCCUGCUUACGGGUGCUCAAUUAUCCGUGGCCACCCUUCCCGAUGUGUGCCAUACGUCAGAUUGGACAUGCAAGUCCAUUCCGUGGGGUUCUCUGCUCGAGCCUUCCAUCUGCUGUCGCAAAUCCCGUAUUCCCCCUAGCCAGGAAUACGCACGGAGGGUGGGAAGUACCGGGUGGAUCUGGGUGUAUCAAUCUGGGUUCCGACCCGGAUGUUGCGCUGUUCCUGGUCCCGAUUCGCCCAUCGCAGCGUAAACUUUUCCACUCUUUGGAGCCUGUAAAAUGGUGGAGAGCCCAGACACUGGGUCCCCGUUGUUGAUUUUUCUCCUCCUGUUUCUCACUUUUCUUGACGGUCUGUCCUCUUGAACAGCGAAGAUCGUACUGUUCCUGAUCGAUUGGCUAGCGAUUCGUUGCUACUAGUCAGUCGUCAGCUGCGAUAAUUUUAAGAUACGGGGCACCGGGGCUGCCGCUACCCUAACAACCACCAGAUACUUUAUUAUCCUUAGCGUUCGGCCACC
Molecule: messenger RNA, 758 nt
Organism: Aspergillus homomorphus CBS 101889
Lineage: Eukaryota; Fungi; Ascomycota; Eurotiomycetes; Eurotiales; Aspergillaceae
Exons: 1
Coding region: 89-559 (156 amino acids)
Source: RefSeq, a predicted model, not a curated record